This is a messenger RNA of Saccostrea cuccullata (small rock oyster), 832 nucleotides long. RefSeq lists its product as uncharacterized. The transcript is spliced from 4 exons. Lineage: Eukaryota; Metazoa; Mollusca; Bivalvia; Ostreida; Ostreidae. The coding region runs from base 91 to 753 and encodes 220 amino acids. The record is from RefSeq and is a predicted model, not a curated record.
CUCAGUGAAUUCCUUUGCCGCAGUAAGGAGAACACUUCCUGGGCUUAAGGCAACACAUAAAAUUGGUAAUUGAUACUUCUUACCAUAGGCAUGGCAAUAAUACCUUCUGAGGAUGUGGAUUCUCGAAUGGAAACAAGUGGCAGUGAUGACUGUGAAGCACAACAAUCGGCAAAUGGAGUUCUUAAGAAAGCUCUUAAUACAAUACAAGUGUCAAAGCCGGGUGUCCUUAGGAUGGAAAAAGCAUUAGAAAAAGAAAUAUUUGAAAAAUGGCAUGAAGCUUGCGAAGUUAUGAAAACAUCUUCCAUACCACAAAGUAGUAUUGAACCAUUUCUCAGUCACCUUGAGAGGAGUUAUGAAGGUAUUACCCCAGAUAUCACACAAAAGCUGAAGGAAAUUCUAAUCUCUCAGGAAUGGGAGUAUCAGUUGAUGGAGUGGAAAUACAACCAUGGUGAUGAUUCCUCGAUGAGAUAUGGACUGCUUGCAUUUGGAAGAUCACCUGAUAAAAAAUUUAUUGAUUGCAUACAUGCUGUCUAUAAAAUCGAUUUUAAAAUAGCUUCAAAAGUAGAUCUAACAAAAGAAGAUCAUACUACAACAUUGGGAUUGAUAGAAUUCACACCGCAAACUAAAUUCAUGGAAUCAGCCUCGGAAAAUUGUUUCAACAAUUUUUUCAGAUUGAAAGCGCUUGAAGGAUUUUACAACGAGGGGUUAAUAGAAAGUAUCAACUAUGCCCCCAACAACACAGAUGUUGAAUAAAGUCUUAAGUCAUAACUAAAAAAAAGACAUUGAAAAUGUGUAUCUACAUUUUGAUAACAACAACUAAUGACCAAAAAAA